CUUCUUACUGAUGAACCUGUGGUGCAUUUUGAACAAGGCAAAUUAAUGCGAGUAAAUUAUAAUCCACGUCUUGUGCAACUUGACCGAGAAGUGCGUCAACUUGCGGUGCUUGGAUAUACCAUUCCUACUCGCAUUAUAGAUGCUGCUACUUUAGCUAGAAAGUUUAUGAGACAAGCAAAGGCCCUGGAACAAGUUGCCAACUUCCACAACACAAUUGGGGAUCGUAUGAUAGCUUCUCAACGACCAAUGAUGUUGGAUGCUGCCCUGGAGUUAGCGAAUUUAGUUCAAGAACAAAAUGGUGUUACUUGGAGCAAUACAGAAGCUGUUGACCACUAUAUUGAAAGGUUGCAAACAGUUGUGGAACGACUAUCUCGAGAAAACAACAAAUUAGCAACAUAUCAUAUUCAAAUUAGGGAGAAAGUCAUUCAACUAAUGAAUACUGACUUAUUACGGCACCAACAACAGUGGAAAGAGGGCUUGAAAUCUAUUCGAGAUAUAAUAGGUCAAGUGGAAUCUCAGUUCAGCAACCUGAAAUCUUGGAAAGUUCACUGGGACCGUCAACUAUACAAGGCACUGGAACAUCAAUAUCAAGUUGGACUUGAAGCCCUCAAUGACCAUUUGCCAGAGAUGAAGGUGGAACUCAUAUACAGGCAACAGAAAUUGCAGUUCAGACCCCCUAUUGAGGAAAUUAGAAUGAAGUACUAUGGUCAACUGAAACGAUUUUUAGCAAUACCUCACAACUUUAAAGGUGUAGGAGAUGGAGCAGAAAAUGCACUUUUUCAUGUUAUUAUUGAAAGGCAAGUUACCCAAGGAAUAGGAAUUGAUAUUUUUCAAAACAAUGAAACAUUAAACAAAAAUGCCCCACGUUUUGCUCAUCUAUUUACACGAGCAGAAGAGGUAUUUGCAAAACUUGAGAAAUUGAAAGAGCACUGGUUGGAUUGGGUGGCUCUUGGUUCUGUGGAUCUUGAUGCCCUUGCUCAAGAGCACCUUCACACUGCAGAAGAUUGGAAUAGGAAUUUUCGUGCAUCUAAAGCAUGGGGGCAAGAAAUUGGCAAAUUGCCUGGCACUGAAGAGAAAGUGGAGUGCUUUGCCGUUAGUUUUUUACCUGUACGAGCAGAAAUAGAGCUGCACAACAGACGAUACUGGGAUACUUUGGUCACCUCAUUACAAUCUUCUAUAGUUCGUGAUGUUACCACAGUGGAAAAAUUUACUGUAGAAGCCACCGAAGCUUUAUCCCAUCAGCCUCAGACCGUGGAAGAAAUAGGAACUGCCAAUCAGAAACAUGCUGAGAUCAUGAAGAAAGCUCCUGAGAUCUUCAGCAUAGUUCAAGAGGCUGAGAAGAAGAAUAAGACUCUGGCUAGCUGGACAAAAGAACGUGUUGAACAAGUAAAUCGCAUGGUAACAAAAUGGGACAAUUUUCAAACUAUGCUAGAUAACCAUCAGUACCUUAUUAGCAAACAGGUGGAGGGCAUUAAAAGUAACCUGACCGUUCAAGUGGAAAACAUGAUGGGCGACUUGGAGAAGUUCCGCCUACGAUGGGAACAAGCUCGUCCACGGGAAGAAAGUUUACAAGAUGGAGAUGCAGAUGCAUUACAACACAGUUUAGAAAUAAUAAGAGAGAAGAGACUUGAAUGGGAAGAUUUAAUGCAGUCUUGUGCUCAGCUUCAGAGAGAUUGUGAUCAUUUUGGGAUGGUCUCACCAGAUUUUAAAAUAAGUGAAGAUAUUGAAGCUGAUCUAAAGAAAAACGAAGAUCUUUGGUCAUUAUUUGAAGAAUUUAAUUCAGGCCUUCAGGCAUUAGCUGAUGAAGAAUGGGUGAUUUUUCGAAGUAAGAGCUAUCGUUUUGAAGAAUUCCUUCUGCAGUGGCAAGAACGAUUAAAAUCUGGAAAAGAAACCACUUCUCUUACCGUAAGAUUACUGCAAGAAGUGGAAAAAUUCAAAGACCUAAAUGCUCGAGCAGCAAGUGAAAUUGUUAUAAGGCAAGCCUUGGGAGAGCUUGAUAUUUGGGAAGUUGAGGCGAAGUUCUCACUGACAGAACAUAAGGAUUCUCAGGGACAGACUGUAAAACUAAUUAAAGACUUCAAAGAUAUUUUGAAUAAGGUAGGUGAUAACCAAUGUCUCCUGCAGAGUAUUAAGAACUCUCCCAAUUAUGAUAGUUUUAGUGACAGAGCUAGUAUUUGGGAGCAACGAUUAGCCGAUCUUGAUGUUUAUCUUCACCAUCUUACUCAAAUACAACGCAAAUGGGUUUAUUUGGAACCUAUUUUUGGUGCUGGAACGUUAUCUCAAGAAAAAGGCAGAUUCCAACGCGUUGAUCACGACUUUCGAAACAUCAUGCAGGAUGUUGCUCGUGACAGUCGUGUUGUCUCCUUGUGCAGAAUAAAUAAUUUACGUCGUAUUUUGGAUACCCUCCUUGAUCAGUUGGCACGUUGUCAGAAGAGUCUGAAUGACUUCCUAGAGGAAAAACGCUCCGCAUUUCCAAGGUUUUAUUUCCUUGGUGACGAUGAUCUUUUGGAAAUACUUGGCCAGUCUACAAAAGAGCGUGUUAUUCAGUCUCAUCUGAAGAAGUUAUUUUCUGGCAUCAAUAGUGUGCAAUUUGACACUGAAGUGCAAAAUAUAAUUGCUAUGAAAUCUCUUGAAGGGGAAACCGUGGCAUUGAAACAGAGCGUGAAAUUAACGCAACAGGUGGAGGAAUGGCUAGCUAAUUUGGCAAAGGAAAUGCAAAUGACUCUUAAGAAGUUAUUACUUGAAUGUUUAGAAGAUUCUCGCUCUGGUAGUGGAGGAGCUGACCCACUCAAGUUUCCAUCUCAAAUUCUCUGCUUGGCGGAAAGUGUAACAUUUACUGAACGAUGUGAACAAGCUAUUAAUGGAGGGGAUUUACAGUCUCUACUAUCUUCUCUCAAGGAACAGUUAGAAUCAUACACUCGAUUGUCACUCGAAUGGGCAAGCGGGAAAAAGAGUGAAGUUACAGAAGAUUCUGUACUGGAGUUAAAGUUAAAAGCGCUGCUUUUGGAUACAAUUCAUCAUAUUUCUGUAGUAGAGCACCUCAUUGGCCAGGAGGUGAACUCUAUUGAUGACUGGUCAUGGCAACGCCAAUUAAGGUUUUAUGUUGGAAAAGAUGGAGGACUUCUAGUGCGAAUGGUGGACGCUCAGUUCCAAUAUACUUACGAAUAUCAAGGCAAUGCUCCUAAGCUUGUGCACACUCCUCUUACGGAUAAAUGUUAUCUUACACUGACACAGGGUAUGCAUAUGGGCCUUGGUGGCAAUCCUUAUGGCCCUGCAGGUACUGGAAAGACAGAAUCGGUGAAAGCAUUGGGUGGUCUACUUGGAAGACAAGUACUUGUUUUCAAUUGUGAUGAGGGGAUUGAUGUGAAGUCAAUGGCUCGUAUUUUUGUUGGAUUAGUUAAAUGUGGUGCCUGGGGAUGCUUUGAUGAAUUUAAUAGACUUGAAGAAGCUACCUUGUCUGCUAUUUCAAUGCAAAUUCAGCCAAUCCAGUUGGCACUGAAAACAGGUGCAAAGUCUGUUAAGCUGAUGGAAGAAGAGGUACCUUUGGAUUCCAACUCUGGAAUUUUCGUUACGUUGAAUCCAGCAGGAAAAGGAUACGGAGGGCGCCAGAAACUGCCUGAUAACCUGAAGCAACUGUUCCGACCUGUGGCAAUGUCACGGCCCGACAACGAGCUCAUUGCUGAAGUCAUACUUUAUUGUGAGGGGUUUAAAGAAGCAAAAUUAAUUGGCCAGAAGUUGGUGGAGUUGUUUGAUCUUUCUAAGAAACUCCUGACUCCACAACAACACUACGACUGGGGGCUUCGCGCAUUGAAGACUGUAUUGGGCGGCUGUGGAGCGGCCCUCAAAAUGGCUGGACGCGCGAACCUCGACUCCAAAGAGGCCGAAGAGGAAGUGGUGGUGCGUGCGUUGAGGCUCAACACUUUGUCCAAGUUGACCUUUGCAGACGGCACUCGCUUCGACGCGCUUGUGCGUGACGUCUUUCCCGGCGUGCCGUUCUCCACCGGCGGGCACGACCAGUUGCGCCUGGCGCUGCACGAAGCGUGCCAGGAGCUCUCUCUGUUGCCCAGCGACAAUCAGCUCAGAAAGUGCCUUGAGCUCCACGAGCAAUUGCAACAACGAAUGGGAGUCGUAGUUGUCGGCCCGUCUGGGUCUGGAAAGACUACACUGUGUCAAUUGUUGAAAACAGCAUUGAGCAAAUUGGGACAAGUUGUGCAUCAGCAUACCAUUAAUCCAAAGGCUAUGCCUCGCACUCAAUUGUUGGGACAGAUAGACUUGGACACACGCCAGUGGAGUGACGGGGUUCUUACCAUGAGUGCCCAACAGGUUCACGCAGAACCUCCCGAGGUUCAUUCAUGGAUAGUGUGUGAUGGUGAUGUAGAUCCUGAGUGGAUAGAAUCGUUGAACUCCGUCCUAGACGACAAUCGACUUCUGACUUUGCCCUCUGGCUGGCGUAUACAGUUUGGGCCAAACGUCAACUUCUUAUUUGAAACACACGAUCUCAGCUAUGCUUCACCAGCAACUGUGUCUCGUAUGGGCAUUAUUUUCCUCAGUGAUGAAGAUAUUGACGUGAAAAGCCUUGUGACUUCUUGGCUUACUACUCAGUCUGAUGAAACUACCAAAUUCUUAUCACAAUUGAUUGAGGAUUAUUUUUAUAAAGGUGUCAAUUGGAUAAUGCAACAAGGUGAAUUAGUGUUGCCUACUUCAUUAAUCGGAGUGGUGAAAAAUGGUUUAUCGCAACUGCAUGGUGUCACCUGUCGAUCUCACUUUAUAGUGGCGAUGAUCACUGGUUUGGGUGGGAACCUUGUCCCUGCUAGUCAAGAGGCAUUUGCUAAACAGGUAUUUGAGUGGAGUGGUGAAUACGUGCCAGAUCCAAAUCGUAUUCUCUAUACAUACUUUAAUCAGCAACGUGACAGUUUGGACACAUAUACUGCAGAUAGUUUUGAUACAGUCAGUGAUGCAAUUUCACACGAUUCUUUGCCUCUUGUGAUGACGGCUGAUGUGAAACGAACUUUAGAUGCAAUAGAAAUCUGGUUACAAACUGAAUCACGUCAACAUUUUCUUCUUGUAGGUCCCCCGGGAUGUGGAAAGAGUUUGAUGCUGACUCACUGUUUUGCAAAGAUGAGAGCCACGGAGAUUGCCACAAUACACUGUAGUGCACAGAUUACUCCUCAACAUGUGAUACAGAAACUUGGUCAAGUGUGCAUGGUUAUUUCAAGCAAUACAGGACGUGUGUACAGACCCAAAAAUAGUGAACACUUGAUUCUAUAUUUUAAGGACUUGAAUUUGGCUCGACCUGAUAAAUGGGGAACUUCCAUGUUAGUGGAAUUCCUUCAGCAGAUUGCGUCCUACGGAGGAUUCUAUGAUGCCAACUUGGAAUGGGUUGGCUUGGAACAUGUUCAAAUUGUUGGAAGUUUGGCUGGUGGAAACACUAUGGGUCGCCAUCCUUUAACACCUCGUUUUACAUCUAUAAUGCGCAUAUACACUGUAGGUUAUCCAGAGAAAGAGCAGCUCAAGAUUAUAUACGGUCAUUGCCUUGCUGGGGUUCUGCAAACAUGCCUGCCGCAUCACAGCAUUUGGGGCUCAGCAAGUAAAGUCUCUCUAUUGGCUGGGUCCAUGAUAAAAAUUUAUGAUGAGGUAAAGAAUAUAUUCAGUCAAGUGGUGCAGAAUCAUUACCUUUUCACUCCUCGUGUUUUGACUGCGUGGUGCCUUGCUCUCCAGCGUUACGAAAUUCCCACUCACGAGAAAAGUGCAGACGCUCUGUUGGAGGUGGUUGUAUAUGAAGCUCAGCGCCUUUUUAGAGAUAAAUUAGUAUCUGAUGAACAUAGAGGUCAAUUUGACACAAUUGUAAAUCAAGUAAUGGAUCAAGAUUGGAGUAAAGAUGGGGUAGUGGGUAAAGCAAUGUCUGCUUACUACGUGACUGCUGGAGCAAAUACUCAGAUUCCAGCUGGUGCACCUUUGCCGCCAGUGGGAAAACCUUUGGGACGUAUGAAAACUGAAGACUGGACGCAUAUAGUGGAACGUGGCAUUCAAGUAUUUGGACGAGAAGGGCAAACCUUGGACUUGCUGAUCUUGCCAGAAGUUUUGGAUUUGGUGGCCCGAGUGGAGCGCGUUCUCUCAGCGCCUUGUGGAUCUCUUCUUCUCGCUGGGAGGGCUGGAGUGGGGCGGAAAUCGGCCGUUCGCAUUGCCUCUGCACUGUUGGGAGCUGAUCUAGUUACUCUCAAAAUGGGACGAGGUUAUAGUCUGAAACAUUUUAAGAAUGACCUGAAAAAUAUGAUGCAACUAGCUGGUGUAGAAGGCCAGCAAUUGUGUUUGCUGUUAGAAGAUCAUCAGAUGGUGGAUAUGACAUUCCUUGACAUGGUCAAUAGUUUACUCUCUUCUGGAGAGGUUCCUGGCUUGUAUAAUCUUGAGGAGUUAGAAUCCACAGUUUCUCCUUUGAAAGAUCUUGCCGCUCAAGAAGGCUUUGUGGGAAAUCCCGUUUCUUUCUUUGUGAACAGAGUACAUAAAAAUUUACAUGUGGCGCUGAUAAUGGACUACACCAACACUCAAUUCACAGCAACGUGUGAAAGUAACCCAGCACUGUAUCGCCAGUGUUCUGUCUUGUGGCAGGCUGGUUGGAGUGCUGCUACUAUGCAACGAGUCCCACAAAUGCUUCUAGCAAGGGAGGUGGAGGAGGAAGCGGGGGCGGGGGCGGGGUCGGCGUCUGGGCGCGGGCGCGGGCGGCGGCGGCGCUCGUCGGCCAGCGAGGCGCUGGUGCAGGGCUUCCAGGCCAUCCACGCGCAGGCGCCCCGCGCUCUCGGCACCCCGCGCCGCUACGUCGCCUUCAUCCACAUGUACCAGCGCCUCUACCGCGCCAAGAAGGAGCACAUCAUGCAGCGCUGCCAGCGCCUGCAGGCGGGGGUGUCGAAGCUGACGGAGGCGCGCGAGGUGGUGGCGGCGCUGAAGGCGGAGGCGGCGGAGCAGGAGAAGCUGCUGGCGGAGAAGCAGGAGAAGGCGAACGCGGCGCUGCAGAUGAUCACGGACACCAUGCGCGACGCCAACACGCACAAGAUGGAGAUGGAGACGCUCAAGGAGCAGACGGAGCGCGAGAACCAACAGAUCGUGCAGCGGUGA
Messenger RNA from Gryllus bimaculatus (two-spotted cricket), 7110 nucleotides. Lineage: Eukaryota; Metazoa; Arthropoda; Insecta; Orthoptera; Gryllidae. The record is from the annotation of a GenBank genome assembly.